Naegleria fowleri is the source of this 1602-nucleotide messenger RNA. RefSeq lists its product as uncharacterized. Lineage: Eukaryota; Heterolobosea; Eutetramitea; Acrasida; Naegleriidae. Bases 1 to 1602 code for a protein of 533 amino acids. The transcript is spliced from 2 exons. The record is from RefSeq and is a predicted model, not a curated record.
AUGUGGUCAAGUGCAGUAAAACACAUGUCAAAGCAACAAAUGAUGUCGACAUCUCGUGCAACUCUUUUCUCAUCAUCCACAAUACAGAACCCAAUUUCAGCAUGGAUGAAAGGAGAAAGUCAUGUGUUUUCGACAAGACACGGCAUGCUAGAAUCAUUCCGAGCCUUUCACUAUGCUGCCACCACUUGGUCACUACAAGGAGGAGGAGCAACAAAAGUUUUAUUGAACAAUUCUGGAAAAAAGGGAGAUCAAGAGAGCAAACAAGACAAAAAUUCUACGAAUGGCGAUAACAAUGAAAAGGAUCACUUUAAAAUUUUCAAUUUCAACACAUGGUUGAACAUGUUUGGAAUUUGCUCUCUUCCCUAUUUCGCAUGGAUGGCGUAUUACUAUUUCAAAAGACUAUCAUUGUCGAAUAAUGAAGAUUUGAAAUUGUUGUUGAACGAGACGUUUAUAAAACCGAAUGAGCAAGACAGAGUAUUGGAUCUUUUGAAAGAAAUUUUGUCUCUUGUCAAGGCACAUCAGUAUAUUGAGGAUUUUUUCAAUGUCAACUUUACCAACAACAUUUAUUCUCUGGCUUGUUCGAACAAUAGUGACCUCAGUGAAUGUGCCCUCGAAAUUUUGUCAUGUAUUUUUCAAAAACGAUCCUCUCCCAAAUUGUCUGAAGAGUUUUUCAUGGCCUCCACUCAAAGACCUGAAUUUAAUAUCAUUGAGAUGACCUUAAACAUUUUGAGAGAGAAUUAUUCUAAAUUGAAUUUCAAGGAAGCAUGGAUGGUGACAAAUUCACAACUUCCAUCGACCUCUUCCAACAAGCAGCGUCUGAACAAAAAGGAACAGAUUGCAUUGGACAUGCUCAAUAAUGUCUUCUCCAACAAGUAUUUAUUGGAACACCUUCUUAAAGAGGAUGGAGAAAACAUUUCGACCAAUAUUUAUGCUCAUCAUCUCACCACGCUCUUCAAGAGUGAACAUGCGCUCGAUAAAUGCAUUGCAACAUUGUGUGUGAGUCGAAUGGUUCAAACAUUGGAAAGCAACCAGUCUGGAGCAAUUAAUCCCACAUCAUUGACGACAUCUCAAUUGCUUCAUUCCAAUCCAGUCAAGAGCAUGAUUGAGUCAUCACUAAACACCUCAAUGCCAGAUUAUGAUUUCAGAGAUCAAGUUCGCGUAUUGGAAGAUCGAAUGAACAUGACUAUCAAUGGUAAAACAAGUGCAUCGUUAUCUUCUUCCACACAAAAUUGGCUUAAUCCAGAUUAUUCCAAUAAUCAACACAUGUUCGUAAAAGCUCUUAUAUUAAGUUCUGCUUUUGCAUUUUUCAUUCAUGCCAAACGUCCAAAGUCAUUGAAAUUAUUAACCAUUUCCAAAACCAUGAUUCGUGCAUUCAUAUUAUUUUCCUACACCGUUGUCAUUGGAAAUUAUAGACCCAAUUAUCAAUCACAAUCAGAACAAACCCAUCUCAAAAACAACUCUCUUCCAUUAAGAGAAUAUAUUCAAAAGUGGAACCAAGAUCAAUUGGGAUAUUAUUUUGGUGAUGUCAUGCUUUUCUUGUUUAUGUAUGGAUUUGUGAGAAAUUGGUUUGCAUUCCUUCCAUUCCCUCUUAUUCUCUAUUAA